Messenger RNA from Thelazia callipaeda (thelaziosis nematode), 516 nucleotides. NCBI's taxonomy places the organism in Eukaryota, Metazoa, Nematoda, Chromadorea, Rhabditida, Thelaziidae. The record is from the annotation of a GenBank genome assembly.
AUGACGGACGAUACUAUUACAUUUGUUGUUGUAACUGAUUGCACUGAUGGUUUACUUGGAGAAUGUGUCGCCUCCGAAGCAGCUACUGUGAUCAAAGUCAAUCCUAUUGGUAAUAUUCAAACAGAUGUAUUUCUUUCACAAUUGGCAGGGUUGAAUCGAGGAGGAUAUGGGCUCGAAGAUGCACAAACUCAAUGUCUUAUAAUCUACUUUAAACUUGUUCUAUUACUAGAACUCGAUUACGAUCCUGAAUUUUGCAAUGUUCAUAAUCCAGAGAAUAUCUGGCAAAUGUUGCAAUCAGUCAAAUUGGCAUCCAUCAGCAGUCUUCGCAAUAUUAUUUCACAUCAAGGUAUCGGUGAUUUUGCUGGCGAAGAAACAAAAGGACAAGGUAUUAUUAUUAACUGGCAGUCUUCUAUUGAACUAUUUGCUUAUAAUGCUGGAAGUUCAAAUGAUCCCGGGAAGGAUUCAAAUGAUGAUGAAUUAAAUACUUUUAUCCCGCUUUCCGAUAAUGCUGCCUAG